This is a messenger RNA of Girardinichthys multiradiatus, 756 nucleotides long. RefSeq names its product TATA-box binding protein associated factor 13 (gene taf13). The coding region runs from base 139 to 516 and encodes 125 amino acids. NCBI's taxonomy places the organism in Eukaryota, Metazoa, Chordata, Actinopteri, Cyprinodontiformes, Goodeidae. The record is from RefSeq and is a predicted model, not a curated record. Gene Ontology annotation, biological process: transcription by RNA polymerase II. Gene Ontology annotation, molecular function: protein heterodimerization activity. The transcript has 2 exons. Gene Ontology annotation, cellular component: transcription factor TFIID complex.
UCCAACAGGUGGCGGUAAUGUACUCAGAAGAUGUUUAAAAGCGGCCUAUAAUACACAAGCAGGAAAUAGGAAUUCAGACACUCUACAGGCUGUUGUUGUUGUGGGCUUGCUCUUCAGUUCACCAAGGCAGCUAUAUUAAUGGCGGACGAGGAGGACGAGCCGGGCUUCGAGGAGGAGCUGGAUGAUGGUUCCGGCGGGGUAGACGCCGCUGGCCACGGCAGAAGGAAGAGACUCUUCUCUAAGGAGCUCCGUUGCAUGAUGUACGGCUUCGGCGACGACCAGAACCCGUACACGGAGUCCGUGGACAUCUUGGAGGACCUGGUGAUCGAGUUCAUCACGGAGAUGACCCAUAAAGCCAUGUCCAUCGGGCGGCAGGGACGCGUCCAGGUGGAGGACAUCGUUUUUUUGAUUCGCAAGGAUCCCAGAAAGUUCGCCCGUGUCAAAGAUCUGCUGACCAUGAACGAGGAGCUGAAGAGAGCCCGGAAAGCUUUCGACGAAGCCAAUUAUGGCUCUUAGUGGUCACAGAUAUGGACACAUGAUGCUGAUACAUCCAAGAGAAGGAGCGUUUCUUUUUGGUUAAAGCUUCAGUAGUUCAUGACUGUUUGUUUUUAUAUUAGUUUGUUCAACUUGACUUCCUAAACUCUGUUUUUCAGUGGCUUGCAAUCAUAGAUCAAUAAUAGGCAAUGCCAAAGUCUCCCAACAAUUUUCCAUAUUAUUGUAUCUGAAACUGCUUAAAUAAAGUAAACUGCAAUUUGU